AUGCACGACCACGCAACCGGCACGCAAAGCAUGGCAGCAGGCGAGGGCACCGCUCAUGCAGGCCUGUCGAACUGUCAAGGUCCUCUGGCGAUGGCGCACACGUGCUCCAUGCUGUCCACGGACAGGCCGGGGACGGUACGAGACAGCUGGGCAGUCCGUCAUGCAGCGGCGUCCGCAGCACGGCGCAAGGCCAGUCAAGUCGUGGGCAAGUACGGAGUACGGAGUACAGCAAGCAAGUACAGUACGGAGUACAGCAAGCAAGUACAGUACUUGCGCGACGACGACGACGACCACUCGUUGGCAGGCAGCGCAACCCCCGCCACGAGUGGCCGAGUCGGCGCCCGAGACCAGCGCAUCCCCUCCACAUCCCCACCGUCUCCAACGGCCCUGACCCAUGCGUCACGAGGCGGGCAGGGCUGGCACCUCGGCAAGGACAGCGUGCUUGAUGAAUAA
This is a messenger RNA of Drechmeria coniospora, 453 nucleotides long. RefSeq lists its product as uncharacterized. The record is from RefSeq and is a predicted model, not a curated record. The transcript has 2 exons. NCBI's taxonomy places the organism in Eukaryota, Fungi, Ascomycota, Sordariomycetes, Hypocreales, Ophiocordycipitaceae. The coding region runs from base 1 to 453 and encodes 150 amino acids.